UUUAUGGCUGCUCGUCGAACGGAUAGGCUACAUCUUAUGACCGGUUGUUCAUAAUGUCCGAAGCCGAGGAUGCUUCGGGCAAAGCAGUUAACUUAACAGCAGUCGAAGCAAUUUCGGCUAAGUUGGCAGAAGUAACACGGUUAGCUGAAAAAUUGGAUGCAAAAUUGUGCGAAGCUGGAGCAAGGACUCAACCUGUACCGAUACCAACCUCGGCAUUACCGAUUUCAUCAACUUUAACAUCAACAACUACGACAUUAGCACGUACCACGUCUCCAAUUGUUUUAACUAAAUCCAGUACAACCACUACGACAACUUCAUCGAUCAUUACUGAACCCAUCGGUGAAAUAAUUCCUACAUUUGUUUCUACGAAUGAUUUUACUUCAACUUUGAUCGGUGCAAACCCUGCCGCCGAUGUGUCCAAUUUAACUGUUUCUAAUUUUGGAUUAUUAUCAUCGUCGUCGUCGUCGUCUGGAGCUAUAGUCUCGCAUGUUGAAGAUACUAAAACUUCAUCGGCAGUUUCGUCCAUUCCUUCUGGUAGUUUUCCAUCGACUAUGGCUUCAAACAUCUCGUCAAUGAUCACCGAUGAUACUAUUGAAAAAAAACAAGAUAUCGAGGAUGUUGAAAAAUUUAACGAAGAGAACACGACCGAAGAUGUCAAUGUUGACGGUUACGUGACAGCUACGGAAUGUUCGGUCACGCCUACGACAAGAUCUAGAAGUGAAUCUUUCGUGACAACUCCGGAAUGCGAAGAUCCUAUAGUUUCAUCAGUAAUACCUAUAACAACCUCUUCUACCACACCUUGGUGGAAACCGGAAGAAUCUAUGAAAGAACAAGAAAUAAUAAUACCAGUGGAAAUAGAAAAAUCUGAUUUAUCUUUGCAAAGUUCGAAAAUUGAAGAAGAAAAAACAGGAUUGGUACCUAUAGGAAAAAUCGUUACCAUCGAAAAGAGUACGGAGGAAAAAUCUGGAAAGAUCGUAAAAGAGGUCACGGAAACGACUACUUUACGUGUCUCGCACGACACUCAUUUAGGGGUGGCAUCUUAUAAAGUUACCUCAAACACCUUGGAAGAUCAUAGACAAAAUGUUGAUAUUAAAAAGAUGCAAGAUUCGAAUCAUACUUUAAUCGAAGAUGAGAAUACAAAAUUAAAUGGUAUCGAUCGAGAUGAUAUCGAUGUCACUUCUGUCAAAGAUUUAUCCGAGCAACCUAAAGAGGAAUCGAAGAAAAUUCCGUUUAAUACAACAACGAAGAAGGAAACAACAACAAUCGACGAAGAAAAAUCGCAAAUUAUUAGCAAGGAAACGAAAAAUAUUUGUUCGAUUAUUAAAACAUAUACGAGACAUCACGAGGAUAGUGGUAUCGAGAUGUCACCAACGAAACGAGAUAAAGAUGAUCUCGAGGGUGAAGAGUUUUUGGAAAAUGCAAGGAAGGCGAUAACAGGGAAAAUGGUGGACGGACACGAUUCGAGGGAAACUAUGGACAAAAGUCCGGAAGGAUCUGUUGAAGAUUCGUUAAUGAUUCCUGAGGAUAAAGAACAUUCGCAGGAACAGAAUUCUACUACUACCGGGAGUACACCUACUACUACCAUAAGUACUAUAGCUGUGCAAAGUGGAGAAACGCGUUUGGUUAUCGCGUUGCUACAGAGUGGAGAAUGGUUACGAUUGAAAGUAUUGGAGGUGCAACCGGAAUUAACGAAACUCGGUUCUACGGUGAAAGAAGCCACAGAAUUGUCAAACUCUCACAAUGAAGUUCUUUUGCGAUUGCAGAGUAAACAAAGUCCGGUUGAAGAAUUAUUACGUCAAGCGGAUCAAUUGAUAUCAACUCAAAGACCAAGGGCUGAAAUUUAUGCAGCUAUGGCCGAAACUUUGGGUCAAGCGUGGCGUGAUGUUAAUGAUUUGUUGGAAAGAAGAAAACAAAUUCUCGAUUCGAACGUAUUGUUUCAAUGUCGUGCAGAUGAAUGCGGAGAGAGUAUGAAAGCUCUCGAGAUGGCAUGCAACGAUCAUUUGUUACCAAUCGAAAUUGAAGCAGUGAAGAAUUUUCUUUCGAAGAUACACGAUCUUAGAAAGACCAUGCUCGAAGCAUUGAUGGGUGCAUUGCAAGAAGGAAAAACUUUGUUGGAUAAAUUAAAGGAAAUUGCUAACGAAGGUACUUUGGAUUCCAGACCGGAUAAAAUCAAAAUUGACGCUGAUCACGCCGUGUUGAAGGUAGAAAGAUGGUUGGAAGAUCUUCACGAUAAAAGACGUUUGAUAGAAGCUUCCUUUCGUAGUAGAAAAACACAAUUGGAACAAUGUCUUGCGCUUGCAUUAUUGGCUACAGAUUUACGAGAUUUGGAAGAGAUUCUUAACGAUAGAAUUUCAGCAUUGUCCAGCAGUUGCGAUCAAUUAGGUGACACGUCUUCCAGUGCAGAAUUACUUCUUUUCGAAUUGAAAAAAUUGCAGACCGAAGCUAAGGAGUUUCAAGAUCGAUCAAUCAAGAUUACGAAAUCAACAGAACGAUUGGUGUCAUCGGGACACUUUGCUGGUGAGCAAGCUACCGAACAAGCAUACGCUAUACUCGGUGCUGCGGCCGAUUAUGUCAACGAUUUGGAUCAGUAUGAGACAUUGUUGAACAGAGCAGUGGCAUUUUUCGAGGCCGCAAGAUCGGCUAUUACGAAAUUGGAUCAAUUGGAGAUUCAACUGGUGACGACAGAACAUCCACCGUUUUCAACACGCUUAGCACGUUUCCAUGGUCAAAUGGUUAACACGAUCGAGGAUGUUACUUCUAAACCUUUGAUGGAAGGAUAUGCAUUGCUAGAUAUUACGGGAAGAGGUGCGCCCGGAGCUGAGGGUGUCAGACGUACAGUUGAAGAACUCGAGAAUCGUAAGAUACGUUUGUUACAACGAUGCACAGCUAACGAGGAAGAAAAUCUUGAGAUAUCGAGAAUGAUUAAUAUUUUUAUGGAAAAACACGAUGAAUUGCACGUUUGGUUGAACAACAUUGCCGAUGCUUUUCUUAAAGGUCAUCAGGAUAUGGGCAGCGAUCUACCAAUGGCCAAUGAUUUUUAUAAACUUCACAGUCAACUUUUGGAUGAUUUAGAAAAACGUAACAACGAAGUGGAACAUUUGGAAUUUGAGAUAUUACCGAUACGCGAAAGAUUGGACGAUUCGCAAAAACGUGAAUUUCAAACGAAAAUUGUCGAGUUGCAAAAUUCGUGGAGUAAAACGAAAAAUAUCGUUGCACGUAGGAUAGAUUUUGGUUAUCUUUACGUACAGUUUCAUGAAAUAAUUGACGAAUUGAGAAAUAAAAUAGAAACGUUUGAGAAUAAUUUGGAAAAUUGUAAUGACCUUUUGAACGAAUCUAAAAUCGAGGAUUUGAUUAACAAAUGGAAAACACUUCAACCGAUUUAUUUAAGAUUGUCCAACAGUGGCAAAGUUUUUCUAGACGAAGCUGCCAAGAUAAAUGAUCCGUAUUUGGAUGUAACGAGAGCAUGCUUGUGCGUGCAAACAUUGUUGGAAAUCUUUGCAAACAGGCAAUUAACAAUCACGGAAUCUUGGGAAAAAUGGCAAACGACUAUCAAAACGUUGAAGGAACGACGAAUCGAACAUGAACGUAAAAUCGAAGAAAGUACUAGGACGUUAGAAUGGGUUUCGAAAUUUGGCGAACAAUUGUAUCCAGUAAUAACGUGUCAAUCGAUACGAGUUGAUUCAAUACUCCGUGAUUUGGAAGGAUCCAAAAGACGUAUAUUACCUGAAUUAAACAAAGCAGUUGACGAAUUAGAUUCAAGAAUUAAAAGUAUUGAUAAUUUGGUAGAAAAAGGUGAGAUGCACGUAGAUCGACAAAUUGCAGAAAGAUUAUCACAGAUGUACGAAAAAUUACAUUCCACGGCUGAUAAUUACAAAGAUUUGUUGACAUCAUUAAUUUUAAUAUUCGAAAAUCUUCACGAACUCGAACACAAAAUAGAAGAUGCUAAAAAUAAAGUCGAUCAUGUUACGUCUUAUACGAAAUCGUACGACGUGGAUUCGGUUUCGAAUGAUUUUGAAACGAUCAAACGAACAAUUGCGGAUUCUUUGAAACGUAUUCAAACGGAAAUUGAAGUAAUCAUCGGUAAGAUUAAAUUAUUCGAACCAACGGAAGCUGCUUUACAGGAUAUCGAUAAAUUGAGAUUAGCAUUGGACAACGUUGUUUCACCUUUUCAAUCAUUUACCGUUCAUACGUUAACCCGCAUCGAGGAACAUCGUAGAAUUUGCAUAUUCGGCGAAGAUCUUUCGCGAAUCGAUUCGGAUUUGCGCGAUUUGAACGAUCAAUUGCAAACCGUUGAUGCGAAAUUUAACGAAAAUUUGCAAGCUGCCAAAACGGCGGCCAGUGCUUUCAAUCAAUUCGAGGCAACUAUGACGAUGUUGGAACAAAGAAUAGACGUAUUUGUUAGAACAACGGAAGAAACAAUAGUAAUUUCUACUCCGCACGUUAGAAACGAUUUGACAUCGUUGAAGGAAAGAUUCAGGGAUUUGAAAUUGCGCAUGGAUAAUAUUAAAAAACGUAUGGCAUUGUGUAUACAAUAUUUCGAAUUAUUGGAAGAAGCCAAAGAAUGGUAUAGAGAGGGUGGUAAACUUUUGAUAGUAAUUGCAAGGAAAGCUACCAGCGUGAAAGUUCCGAAAGAUGCUAUGAAUUUGCUCGAGGAAAUCGAUAAUUAUUUGAAACCUGGUGAACAAAAUCAAGAUAAUAGAAUUGAAAAAUUGAAAGAAUUGUCAACGAUUACCUUUGGUAUCGACAGAUUACCUCAAUUCAACGAAGUAAUCGUUGAAAAUCGUCAAAUGUUGGAUUCGUUCGCGGUUAUUUCGUCGGAAUUGCGUACGUUGAUUCAAAAUUUACAAAAUGCCGAAGAUUUGAGGGAAAAAUUGAGAAUGGAAAAAUUAGAGGCCGAUGAAAAAUUAAACGCGGUUAAAAUCGAAAUGGCAGCUGCCGAGGCGGCCAGAAUGGAAGCUGAAAAUGCGAGAAAAAUUGCGGAAAAACUUGCUGCCGAAACUUUGGAACGUGCUGAAAUAGAAGCCAAUAGAUUGAAAGAAGAACAACUUGCUAAGAUCGAAGCACAAAAAGUUUCAUCGAUACCGAAACCAUCAUCAUCACCGCCAACGUUAUUUUCUGUAUCAGCACAAACGGAUAAAUUUGAUGAUACGGAUGAAAAAUAUAUUCACGAAACUCAUACGUCGUCGGCUGUUACGAAAAAGGAAAUUCAUAUUUUGCAAAAGAUGGAAAUAGAAAAGAUCGUACCGAUCGUACAAAAAGAACCAAGCCCACCGAAGCAAACGAUAAUCGAAGAAUCCCAUAAAACAAUGGUGCACGAAAUUGAACAAAAGGUAUCCCCGGAGUUUACUAUUCCUUUGAACGAUGCAACCGUUCAGGAAGGUGAAAGAUUUACUUUCGAAUGUCGUUUAAUUGGAUAUCCAAUACCAGAAGUUGUUUGGUAUAAGGAUAGUAUAUCGAUUUUAAAUAAUCCCGAUUAUCUUACAACUUUCCAUCAAGGAAUUUGUACUCUUACGAUAGAAGAAACAUUUGCCGAAGAUUCUGCAAGAUUCACUUGCAAGGCAUUUAAUAAUCUUGGAUCUGCUGAAACAUCUGCAACGUUAACGGUAAAAGAAACUGCACCCGAGGAACAACCAAAUCCUCCUGUUUUCGUCAAAGAAUUAAAACAAUCUACUGCAAUUGAAGGUACUUCCCAUAGAUUGGAAUGUACGGUUGAAGGAAAUCCAUUACCGACAGUUCAGUGGUAUAAAAACGAAACCAAUAUCGAUAAUUCUCCCGAUUAUAUUAUAACAUAUAACAAUGGGGAAGCUUGUUUGAGUUUUGAAGAAGUAUUCUUAGACGAUAAAGGAAUUUAUACUUGCAAAGCUACCAAUAGGCUUGGACAAGUGUCUACUUCUGCUGUACUUAAUGUAAAAUCCAUAGAAACGUCUACGGAAAAACCAUAUUUCUUGACACCAUUAUCCAACGCUAUGGCAAGAGCAGGACAAAGAGUCAAAUUGGAAUGCGAAGCUACCGGUAAUCCAAUGCCAGAAUUAUUUUGGACCCAUGAUGGAAAACCAAUCGAUGAGACCACUCACACCAAAAUUCAAACUGAGAGUGGUCGAACAAGUUUGAUCAUUUCUGAAGCAUUUCCAAAAGAUGCCGGUUGUUAUACAGUAACAGCUAAAAAUGAUGUUGGUGAUGCCAGUGUAUCUUGCAAUGUAUCGGUUAAAGGAUUACUUCGUCGUGAAACAAGUGAUUCCGAAUUUGCUUGUAGCGACAUGGAACCAACAGAACCUAAAAUUCAAUUACGUUUAAAGGAUCACGAAAUUUUCGAAGGACAUGCUGUAAGAUUGGAUUGUGUUAUAGUUGGUCAACCUGAACCUGAGGUGAUCUGGUAUCACAACGAUAAACCCGUAAAAGAAUCGGCAGAUUUUCAAUUAUUAUUUCAAGGUGACAAAUGUUCUUUGAUUAUUCACGAAGCUUACGUGGACGAUGCCGGUAUUUACAAAGUAGUUGCAAUUAAUUCUGGUGGUGAAACUUCUAGUCAAUGUACAUUAAAAGUAUUACGAAUUUCUCGUAAUUCGGAAGAGGUGGUAGAUUCGAAGGAUAAAAAAGAAGUAUCCGUUUCUUCAACGGUACCAAGUUCACCACCGAAAUUCGUUAAAUUGCCAACCGAUUCUUUGGUAGCCGAAGGAGAGGAUGCAAGUUUUGAAUGUGCAGUAAUUGGUGAACCAAAACCAGAAGUCAAAUGGUAUUUUGAUAAUAAUGAAAUCAUAACGGAUAAUAGAAUAUUGAUUAAAGAAAAAGAAGAUGGUACGAUUACGUUGAAAAUUUUAUCAACGAUACCAGAAGACAAAGGUAAUUACGUAGUCAAGGCCACGAAUAUUAGCGGGGAGGCUAAAGCUUUUGCCAGAUUGGUCGUUCGAUCGUUGACCGAUUUUAGGAAGAAAGAAGAAUUCGUCAAAAUGGAAGAGAAAUUGAUAGCACCUAGUUUUAAAGAAAAAUUUAUUAACAGAAUCGUACCGGAAGGUGUGUCAACCAAAUUUGAAUGCAUUGUGAUUGGAAAACCCGUACCUAAGAUUCAGUGGUUGUUCAACGAUCGACCUGUCCAUGGAAAAGAUUUCUUAGUUUCCGUUAGUGGAGAUCGGCAGGUAUUGACCAUACCAGAAACCGGAAGUUCGCAUGCUGGAACAAUAUCCUGCGUGGCGGAAAACACCGCCGGUAAGGCCACUUGCAACGCCAAAUUAGAAAUCGGUAUAGAACCGAAGAGGGAGGAAGGUAUUGAAAGGAUAGUUGAGUUGGUUGAAAUAAAACCUGUCGAAGACAUGCACGCGUCAAGUAGCAGCGAUAAACAUUUUUCGGCUGAAAAAAUGUCGGACGAGGCUGGAUCGGGUAGUCAAAUUUUAACUAAAAUGUCACAAACCAUUACGGAAUCAAAAACUACUCAUACAUCUACGAAAAAGGAGUUUAUGUCAUCGAUGAUGUCAUCGUCAACGGGAACACCUGGACAGGAACCUACCAGUGUUACUGUCAAAAGUACUGUUCAUAGUACCGAACAAUCAACUUCUGAAAAUAAUGCACCUCCCGUUGUUCAGUCGCAGAAAAUCGAGGAAUUCGAAAAGAUUAUACAAGAUCAACCUGGUGAAAUUCGUCAAGAAAAAACCGUCGUAGUGUCGCAAGGUGAGGAAGGUAUAAAACGUGAUCCGAAAAUUGUUCAAGUUCAAAAACCAAGUAGAAAAUCAACGGCGCCUAGAUUUGUAUCACCGUUAACGGGAAUGAUAGUUGAUCAAGGUGCCGAUAUUAUUCUCGAAGGAAUCGUUGAUGGUUAUCCGCAACCGAAUAUUUCUUGGUCAAAGAACGGACAAGAAUUGCAAGCUAAAGAUGGUGCCAAGACGAGUUAUGCUCACAAUCACGUACGAUUGGAAUUGAAAAAUGUCAACGUGAAAAAUGCCGGACGUUACACUUGCACUGCCAACAAUGAAAUUGGUUCGGCGAGCAGUACUGCUGAUCUUGUCGUCAAAAAAACAAUCUUCCCACCUGUAUUUGGUAGACGUUUGCAAGCACAAGUUGUUAAACGUGGUGAUCGUGUUCUUAUGGAAGUUGAAAUUACUGGAACACCAGAACCUACAGUGAAUUGGUAUAAAGAUGAUAUUCCUAUUAAGGAACAACCACCAACAUUGAGAAUAAGACAACAAGGCAAUUGUUACAUACUGCAAAUCGAUAAAGCUGAAAAAAUACACGCCGGAAAAUAUAUGGUACGUGCGAUCAAUGCUGGCGGGGAAGCACAAAGCAUAGCAGAUUUUGCUGUUUUCGAGCCGACACCUGACACCAUGACGGAAGUACACAAAACUGUUAUCUAUGAGAAUGUUCAAGAUAAAAAAAUUAUCCAGCCUGACGUGCAAAAGGUUGAUGUACCGUCAGCAACAACAACAUUGAAGACUGACCAGAUAACAGGGAUGACAACGAUCCAGCCAAGUUCAAUAUUAAAAACUAUUCCAACUCCUAGUCCACUAACAACAACAACAACAACAUUACCACCACCACCACCAUCUUCCUUAUCCACAAUCCGUAAAACUGAAAUUAUCGAAGAUAUUCCAGAAAUGAAAACGUGCCGAUCGGAAACCAUUUCGUCAACGUUUGAAUCCCAUCAAACGGAAACUAAAUCGGAGCAAAAGUUUCACAUGAAAUUAGAACACAAAACUCCGUCGUUAAUCGAACCGAAAGCUCGUCCCGAGCCAACGACCACGGUAAAAAAGGUUGCUAAAGAAGAAUUCAUUUCAAAAUAUGUCGAACCGAUAACACCUUCUGCUACCACCGUGGAAGAACAAACGAAAAUCGAAAACGAAAAUAUAGAGACAUCGACUAUCGCGAAAAAGGAUGCUUUAAGUUUUUUCGAAUCAAUUACGAAGGAGAGUGAAAGUGUACCUAAAGGACCCAAAGAAAUGAUUAAAUUGACCGAGGAUACCGAUGGAAAGGGUCACGAGAUUAAAGUUGGAAAAUUAACUCAAAGUUACGAACGAUCAACUGCGUAUAAGGAAAUCAAAAAACCCGAACCGAAACCGAUGGAUUUUCAAACUACUAAGAAAUCCGUUCAAGAUAUUUUCACCAAAUUGGAACACGGAUCCUCGUCCCGUGGUGUUGAUAAUAAAUUAUUCGAUUUCCCGUAUUCGGAUUACAAAUCACCAUUGUUGGAUACUAAAAAAACAAUGAUGGAAGAUAUCACAGUAUCCAGUACACCUAUUGAGAGUUCAUCAACGUUUUCGAGAUUAGAAACUAAAUCGGAAAGUAGUGAAACUAUGAUGAUGAAAGGAUUUAAUUUAGUACCGGAACCGCCACCUGAAAUAGGAUACAUGCCUAAACCUGGAGAGAUUAAAAAAAAGAGCCCUGAGGUACCGAUCAAGGCCAAACAACUUCAAGAAUCAUUCGAGAAAACUUUAUCACCGAUAGAUGCACCGAUUGGCGGUGUUAAAAUAUUUCCAACGAUUCCACAAAAGAUUAUAGAGAGUCCUAAGGUUGUAAAAAAACCAUCAACGAUGCCACCACCGCCAUUUGAAUUAGAUAAAAAGGAAAUUGUUGAAGAAAUAUGUAUUAAGAAGGAUGUUCAUGAGAAAAAGGAUGGUAAAAUGUUAAAGGAAGAUAAAAUAGAGUCACCAAAAUUUGUUCCAGCAACGAGUAUCAUCAGAUCAGUUUCACCUAGCAGACCUUGGUCAUCAUCGUCAGACGUGGAAACGAGAUCUCACGUAUCCACGGAUAUUUCCGAAUACAGGUGUCACUCAGCUGCGUCCAGUCAUCAAGAAAUAUUACGUUCUAUAUCACCGAGACCCUCGGUCGAUGGUUUAGCUAUGGAAAAAUCAUGGGCAAAGAAGAAUACCGAAGCAACGCGAAAAUCUUGGCCACCAACACCACCACCACCGAGUGAUUCCACUCCAACUGGGAUUAAACAAUUUCCUACUGACGAUUACAAAACUUCGACGAAAGAAUUUAAACAGGAAACCGAACGUACGCCAGAUGGUGGUAUCAAAAAAACUAGCGUAGAAUCAUCCAGUAGUUUGGAAAAACAUUCAUGGAGUUCUAAACAGGAAUCAAUGGAAAAAAUUGCCAUGGAAAGGGCACCAUCCCCGCCGCCUAAGGUACCACCGAUCAUUUACAAAGCUGAAACGAUUAAAGUCGAUCAUGCUAUUAAUACGAUUCAAGAACAAUCAAUGCACGAAAAGUAUAUCUCGGAAUGUGACGUAAAGAAACAAUCGAGUUCGGAAAAGAUCGUUGAAGAAUAUUCUUUGAAGAGUCCAUGGUCCGUUGAUACCGAUUUAAAAGCACCCGGAUUGGUGAAAAGUGUCGAACCGCCUAAAAAAAUAUUCGUACCUAGUCAAGAAUCAUCGAGAAAAACAGAAUCUUAUUCGUAUGAUUCGGUUAUUUUGGAACCUGGCCCACCGCCGGAAAUUGGCUACGUGCCACCGCCAAUGGUAAAAGAAAAAAAAAUGGAGAAAUCUUUAGAAAUGUCAUUGGAAACCAAACCGGCUAAGAUAUUAUCACCUGGUGCUAUUAGAACUAUACCGUCAUCGGUUGCCCAAAAAAAGGAAGAAGCACCACCAGUCUUACCACCCAAAGAUGUUAGAAUCACUCCACCGCCAUUACCCGCUAAACAAUUACCAUUGGAUAAUUUAGAAUCAUUUCCGUUUAAACCAUCAGCCUCACCAACGACUGUAACGACGAAACCGAUCACGAAACUCGUUCCACCUGUAACUACGCCAACUAAAUUUGUUAAAGGAACUUUCGGUAGUGAUUACGAAUCCGACAUGGAUAUUCAUGUUAAACCAAAAUGGCGACCAUACGAAAGCGAUAGCGAAGAGCCACGUUAUCGUAGAGUACAAGCACCAGUUUCCAAACAAACUGUUAGACCAAGAUCAACCGAACCCGAACCAUUACCACCAUCCAAAUUUGACACACCCCCGGUUGAAUUUUCAGGCCCAUCCAAAUCUCUAUUAACCGAAGAAUCACAACAGAAAAUGUAUAAGAAAACAACAUUUAAACGUCACGAAAGGGAAACAAAACAACAACAACAACAACAACCGAAAUAUCAACCAAGUCAACCCCAAACUCCACCGAUUCUUUUAAAACCAGGUUCCCCGCCGAUUUACGUUCAACCAACAACCAGCAAACCUCAGCCACCUAAAUCUCCACCAACGAAGAAACCAGAAUCUCCUAAAUUCAAGAUCAAAACUUUCCAACAAGAAAGCGGUUACAUGGCGGAUACUGAUGAACCGUUGCAACAGAAAGCAUCAAAUAUUACGAUUCAAAAAAGCUUUGGGAAACACGAUGGUUCGAGUAGUUCAGCUAGCAGUUCCCAUAUGGAAUCUCGUACGUCAUAUUCCGAGAGUAAAUCCGAAUACUUUGAAAGUAAAAGUUAUCAUAGUCAUCAACAACAACAACAACAACAGAAAAAAGAAGUAUCAUCUUUCGUUCCAAUUACUACUACUACUACUACUCCAUCUCCUAGUUCUUUUCCUAGUUCUUUUCCUAGUCAAAAACCUGCACCUCAGCAGAGAACAUCGUUUGUCGAGAAAACAUAUUCUUCAUCGAGUGGAACCGAGCCUACUAAAUUAAAAACUGCGAAGGAGACAGUUUUUACCACGGAUAGUUCUUCCCAUCGUAAAAUGGAAACUACGCGCAAGGUACACGGGCCCUCUCCAAGCCCUUCCAGAUUUGUCAAGGGCGAAUUUCGCGAGAGCGAUUACGAAAGCGAUUACGAUGGUAGAAUAUCGUCAAUAUGGAAACCCCGUACUACAAUCGAGACAGAUGAUCGUUCUUUUAAACCAGUGAAACCUACUCUAACUGGUCCAGGAAAACAUAAGGAACCGAUCGUGUCGACAUCAGCUGAUAAAUUAAUCGAAGGAACGUCGUCAUCGAGUUACGAUAAAAUAACAUCAACGAUGAAUGAAUUCGAACAAGAUAAUCGGAUAGAAGAAGACAGAUCAAUUGUUACACCGACUAGGAUUAAACAAGUUUUGUUACCUGGUUCACCGCCUGAAAUUGCAUACGCUCCACCCCAAGGUCAAGAAACGUAUUACGAAGCACGUGCAGGUAUGCCUUAUCAUAACGCGAUUGGUACGGAAACGAGGAAGACCGUAAGAAUGGAUGAAUCAACGGAAAACAGUAGAAGAAUCGUCACCGUUGAACAAACAAGUCGAGUUAUCAAAUUUGGUGAUACCCAGAAAAGUACUACGAAUGAUUUAGGAUCACCAAUUGAUCAUAAAACUAAAAUUCAAAAACAAUCGAAAUCAUAUUAUCGUGUACCAACGCCGAAAAAAUUUGUACAAGGCCAGUUUCGGGAAUCCGAUUACGAGAGCGAUGUUGAUUCAAGUAGAAUCCGACCUAAAUGGGCACCAGCUGACAGCGAUUCGGAGGAUCCGAGAUACAGAAGGGUUCAACCACCUUCUGGUAAAAGUGUUAGGUCAAGUAGUCUUCCUGUUAGACAAGAACACGUUGUAUCACCAUUGGAAUUUGAUACUGGCCCACCACCACCAUCAUCUACCAUGAAAAGACAAACAUCGAUGACACAGUUACGCGAUGAGAUCCGUACGAGCAAAUUAGAAUCUAAUAAGUAUCAACAGCAGCCAUUUUCCAGGCAUGACGAAUCGAUUUUGCAACCUGGUUCACCACCGGAAUUUGGUUUCGUAUCGAGGACCGAUGUCGUCAAAAAGGCUGCCAAUCACGUGGCGUCACGUCAUAUGAGCGACAUGACGAGUACCUUCAAAUCGAAGACCGAAAAAUUCGUAAGCGACAUCCAAUCGGAUCUGAAGCAAGGUAAACCAAUCUUAAAACAUCCCGCUGAGAGUCGUGUUAGCGAUGGCGACGAGCCGCGGACAUAUAGAGAAGAAUCUCGGGUUGCUGAACACGGAAUGAAGCAAAUCGAUCCGGAUACUGGAUUAAUAUACUUCAAGUAUGACUUCGGUUAUGAAUUUGGCAUCGUAUUACCUGGCGAGGGUAAAAAAACCUUAACAAGUACCAACAAAACGAUCCAAGGUCAAAGACGAGCAAGCGAUAUCGAAGUUCCGAUAGUACACGAAUUUACAACCAAGAAAGAAAAUGGUUAUGCUAAAAAAGGUAAUGGAAUGUCAUCGUCAUCAACACGUUCGACUAAAUCGGCUAAAUUUGGUCCAUCGAAAACUGUUAAAUGGGAACCAACAUCCGAGAGUGAAUUUUCCGAAGCCGAGGAUACGAAGAAUUCUAGAAGAAGGUAUCCUGGGGUUGGUGGUGAUUCUAUUACAACAAUGCCACCACCACCAAGUUUGGUAAUACCUUGUUCACCGUCACCAUCCAGAUGGGAUCACACUACGCCCAGUCCACUUUCCCUCAGUCCAAGUUUGCCGAGUCUUUCUCCCCGAUACAGUAGUGCAACUGGACCACCCAGCAACGUGGAUUCUGCAGGUUCGCCAUGGCCAACGAGUAAUGGGGUUUCAUCGACUAAAGAAGUUAUUCAGCCUUAUCUUGAAAUAUUACCAAAGAAGGCACCACUUUUUAUCACGCCAUUGAGAGACAUCGCUGUUGUCAGUGGACAAACCGCUAGAUUCGAGUGCAUAGUUCAGGCAGAACCACAACCAAAUAUUUUAUGGUCUAAGGAUGGCAGAAUCAUUGAAAAUUCAUCAAACUAUGAAAUACAUUAUAGAAAUGGUGUAUGUCGUUUAACCAUCACUCAUGCUUAUCCUGACGAUGCUGGGACUUAUGCUUGCACUGCGACAAAUGGUUUAGGAUCAACCGUAACUUCCUCUACCUUGCAGGUCCCAGGUAACAGACGAUCAAUAUACGCACCUAUUUAAUGAUGAUGGAAAGGUGGUAGUAUAUUUAAAAACAAAACAAAAAAACACGAAGGUGGUACAG
This is a messenger RNA of Polistes canadensis, 13857 nucleotides long. RefSeq lists its product as uncharacterized. The record is from RefSeq and is a predicted model, not a curated record. Lineage: Eukaryota; Metazoa; Arthropoda; Insecta; Hymenoptera; Vespidae. The coding region runs from base 54 to 13796 and encodes 4580 amino acids. The transcript is spliced from 39 exons.